AGCCUUGGCCACACACAUAAUUAGUUGAGCUAGUGUUUGUGAUAUCAAUUUCCUUUCAAUUCGUUAGUUCAUGUCAGAAGAUGGAUUAUUGUCAAACGUAUGGUGAACUGAACUGAAACCCACAAACUAAACCGAGAAAAUAUCUAAGUAAUCAUAUGAAUGAAUGAAUGAUAAAGAAGUUGUAUGAAAUGGCAAAAAUAUGCUGCUUCAAAGGAACAUCCCCUGCACUACCCAUACAGUUACGGAAACAACACUGCUCAAAGAGUAACACACCCAAUAGUAGAAAGACUUGUGCAAUUCAUAACAUGAAAACAGAAAAAAAUGAAACAUCUCAACUAUUGAAGAUUGCUGUCAGCGGAGUCACUGAGCUCCUCAGGCUUUUCACUCCUUUCCAACAAACAUGUGAUAUUGAGAAACAGAACAGUGAAUUCCCAGUUUCAAGUGUAGAUGAUGUUCUAAACACCAUCAAGUCUGAUUAUGACAAUGCUUAUUUUGUCACAGGGAACUUCACUUCUUCAAUUUAUGCAGAAAACUGUAUCUUUGAAGAUCCAACUAUUAAAUUUAGUGGUAGGGAUUUAUAUGCGCGCAACUUGAAAUUGCUUGUUCCCUUCUUUGAAUGUGCAUCGAUUCGAUUACUAAAGAUCGAAAAGGAUGUUGAGUCGGGAACAAAUUUCCUACGUGCAUAUUGGAAAUUGAGGACCAACUUAAAGCUUCCUUGGAAGCCUCUGAUUGCUAUUGAUGGAAGCACUUGCUAUGAAUUGAAUGAAGAUUUCAAAAUCAUUCGGCACGUCGAGAGUUGGAAUGUUUCUGCUCUUGAAGCAAUUUUGCAGAUUUUCACUUUUAAGUUCGAAAAACCGGUUAGUUGAAUGUCAUGAAGUUUUGCAUUCACACUUCACUCUUCGCUGCGCACUUGCUAAUGAGGAGGUCACUUUGUAAAUUAAAUUAACAUGUUUUCAUGUGAUUAUUAAUUUAUAUAAGGCAUGUUUGGUUACAGAGUGAAUUUUGCAAAAACAAUGUAGUGUAGCUUUUACAAAAUGACUACACUGUGACUUUGUCAAAUCCAUAGUGAAAUCAAACACACAUAGUAUUUUUCUGAUUUUUACUCAA
This is a messenger RNA of Cicer arietinum (chickpea), 1107 nucleotides long. RefSeq lists its product as uncharacterized. NCBI's taxonomy places the organism in Eukaryota, Viridiplantae, Streptophyta, Magnoliopsida, Fabales, Fabaceae. The record is from RefSeq and is a predicted model, not a curated record.